Molecule: messenger RNA, 1095 nt
Organism: Zingiber officinale
Lineage: Eukaryota; Viridiplantae; Streptophyta; Magnoliopsida; Zingiberales; Zingiberaceae
Product: chemocyanin-like
Exons: 2
Coding region: 415-924 (169 amino acids)
Cellular component (GO): plasma membrane
Molecular function (GO): electron transfer activity
Source: RefSeq, a predicted model, not a curated record
UACCGUUCGCAGCAAAAGGGCAAGGCUGUCAAAUACUUGCUGUUCUAAUAUCAUUUACGAUUCAUCGCAGACAUUUUCUUGGGGAUGAAAAAUCUGAGAACUUGACCCUGGCCACUGCCACGAUUACAAGUGUGCGAUUCCUCCGCAGCAAUGGCGUCACUCCACCGCUUUCCCGGUCCUCUGCCUCCGCCGCUGUACCAAACAUUAACGCAGCCGGCCACAUAACUCCAUGCGUGCAAACUAAUAAUGGAGUGGUUGGCUUCAGAUUAUCUCAAUUAAUCCUCCCUCCCAGACUUCUCAACCUCUAUCUUUAAAUCUCUGGGGUAUGGUGUAUAGAAAGAUGUUUAAUUAUCAUCUUAAAUAUUCACGAUUCCAUUUCUAACUAUAUCAUAUUUAUAGAUUUUUUUUUUCUAAAUGGGACGGUCGCUCCGCAUUGCAGGAGCUGAAAUGCCUAUAAAUAACUGUCACUCCUUUCUCCAGCUUCUCCACUCACAAAGCUCUUCGACUAAUUCAGUAUUGAGUAUACAGCUAGCUACAAUGGUGGCGGCUCAGGGAAGGGGCAGCGCAGCAGUGGCUCUGGGGCUCACCACCCUGCUGCUUUGCCUCCUGCUCCACAGCAAAGUUGCCGACGGAGCCACUUUUACCGUCGGCGACGGCGGCGGCUGGAGCUUCAGCACCGUCGGCUGGGCUGAUGGAAAACGCUUCAGGGCCGGCGACGUGCUCGUGUUUAGGUACAAUCCGUCGGUGCACAACGUGGUGGCGGUGAGCGCGGGUGGGUACAGCAGUUGCUCUGCCCCCCGGGGCUCGAGGGUCUUCACCUCCGGCAACGACCGCAUCACGCUGGGCCGCGGCACCAGCUACUUCAUCUGCAGCUUCGCCGGCCACUGCAAGUCCGGAAUGAAGAUCGCCGUCACCGCCACCUAGCUAGAUUGAUAUGCACCUACUGUGCUGUCGAAUAAAGUUGUUGGUUGUUUGUAGUUGUCGACAAAAAAUGCUUUGGGGUCCGACCAAAAUCAUCAUAUCAUGGAUGAUGGACCACAAAUUAUGUAUGCCGGCUUCUUUAAUUUCUAUAUAAUCUCAUCUAUCUUUUAUUUA